Messenger RNA from Mustela lutreola (European mink), 11166 nucleotides. RefSeq names its product rubicon autophagy regulator (gene RUBCN). The record is from RefSeq and is a predicted model, not a curated record. Gene Ontology annotation, biological process: negative regulation of autophagosome maturation; negative regulation of endocytosis. Gene Ontology annotation, molecular function: phosphatidylinositol phosphate binding. Lineage: Eukaryota; Metazoa; Chordata; Mammalia; Carnivora; Mustelidae. The transcript has 22 exons. Gene Ontology annotation, cellular component: early endosome; late endosome. Bases 580 to 3459 code for a protein of 959 amino acids.
ACAUUGCACACGCGGCUCUGGACGCUUACAAUGGCGGCUAUUGUAGCUAUUCGCCUUUCUGCCCCAACUGGGGGAUACUGGACCUUGAGCACCUCGGGAUCGCAUACCCUAUAUGAGAUUGUGUUCCUCCGACACCCUCCAUUCGUCCUGCUUCAGAAAGGCCCCCUAAGCUUUGGUACACGCGAAAAUUUCACACCCCACUGCAAUGCAGCCUCAGAGGCAGGAGAGACCCCAUACAGCUUAGAAUGCAGAACUACAUCCCAGCUCCCCUCUUCCAGGCAACUCCUCCACCUGCAACAUGCGAAGUCUUAACGUCUGGAUGCAGAGCAAAGCUGCAGUCACCUUACCAAUAAAAGCAAAUGCUAACGUCCCCCGCAUCUGUACCACUUCUCAACUGACACUCCCAAAAUACCUGACACGGCACUAGCUACCUUAAUAACACUUCACCUUCCCUUAGGAGAGGGGAGGGAGCACUGGCAGUUGCUGGGUAAUUUGAAGACUACCGUGGAGGGUUUGGUGUCAGCCAACAGUCCCAAUGUCUGGUCCAAGUAUGGUGGCCUGGAACGGCUUUGCAGAGACAUGCAAAGCAUCCUCUAUCAUGGGCUCAUCCAUGACCAGCAGGUUUGUUGCCGCCAGACUGAUUACUGGCAGUUUGUGAAGGACAUCCGCUGGCUCAGUCCCCACUCAGCCCUUCAUGUGGAAAAGUUCAUCAGCCUGCACGAGAACGGCGAGAGCGGUGCGGAUGGUGAGAGCGGGGACAGUGACAGCAGGCGCGCUGUGGCCGAGCUGUGGCUGCAGCACAGUUUGCAGCGGCACUGUCUCUCUGCCCAGCUCCGACCUCUGCUGGGGGACAGGCAGUACAUCAGAAAAUUCUACACUGAUACUGCUUUCCUGCUAAGCAAUGCCCACGUCACGGCCAUGCUACAAUGCCUGGAAGCCGUGGAACAGAACAACCCCCGCCUCCUGGCUCAGCUUGAUGCAUCUAUGUUUGCCCGGAAGCAUGAGAGCCCGCUGCUGGUAACCAAGAGCCAGAGCCUGACAGCUCUGCCUGGAUCCACAUGCACGACUUCAACCAGCUACGCUCAACAUCCCUACUUUGGGUCCUUCUCUAGCCUCCACCAGUCUGCACCCAACCACAGCUCAGAAAGAAGAACCACUUCCUUUUCACUCUCUGGCCCUCCCCGGAAACCUCAAGAAAGCAAAGAGCAUGUCUCACCAGCGCGGGAUCAGACCUUCCAAGCCCCCCUGCUUGCAGUCUCCUCAUUAGCUGGGGAUCCCCCCUCAACCCCAAAUGAGAUGAGCUCUAGCACUCUGACCAGCCCCCUAGAAGCAUCCCAGGUCAGCAACCAGAAUGAAUCUCCAGGCGAUGCCAGCGAGGGGCCGGAGUACUUGGCCAUUGGCAACCUGGAUCCCCGAGGCCGGACUGCCAGCUGUCAGAGUCACAGCAGCAAUGCUGAGAGCAGCAGCUCCAACUUGUUCUCCUCCAGCAGCUCGCAGAAGCCCGACUCUGCUGCCUCUUCCCUAGGCGAGCAGGAGGGAGGUGGGCAGAGCCAGCUGUCCAGCAUCCUUCGCAGGUCCAGCUUCUCAGAGGGGCAGACACUCACUGCCACCAGCGGAACAAAGAAGAGCCACACUCGCUCCCAUUCGGACACCAACAUUGCCUCCAGAGGAGCCCCAGACUGCCCCAGGAACAUCACCAUUAUAGUUGAAGAUCCCAUUGCAGAAUCCUGCAAUGAUAAAUCGAAGUUGAGAGGCCCCUUGCCUUACUCUGGCCCAAGCAGUGAAGUCAGCACACCCAGCUCUCUGUACAUGGAGUAUGAGGGUGGUCAGUACCUGUGCUCUGGGGAGGGCAUGUUCCGAAGACCAUCAGAAGGACAGUCCCUCAUCAGCUAUCUGUCUGAGCAAGACUUUGGAAGCUGUGCAGACCUGGAAAAGGAGAAUGCGCACUUCAGCAUCUCAGAGUCCUUGAUUGCCGCCAUCGAGCUCAUGAAGUGUAACAUGAUGAGCCAGUGCCUAGAAGAGGAGGAGGAAGAGGAGGAGGACAGCGACAGAGAGAUCCAGGAACUGAAGCAGAAGAUCCGCCUUAGGCGCCAGCAGAUCCGCACCAAAAACCUACUCCCCAUGUACCAGGAGACUGAGCAUGGAACAGGCUUUCGGGUCACUUCUAGCAGCUCCCAGUUUAGUUCACGUGAUUCAACGCAGUUCUCUGACUCUGGCUCUGCAGACGAGGUUGAUGAAUUUGAAAUCCAAGAUGGUAGCGAAGGAUCUAACCUGACUCACAUGUCAAAGAACGGACUCUCAGUGUCAAUGGCCUCGAUGUUUUCAGAUGCUGACAUCAGAAGGAGCACAGCUUCAAACAGCAAAUCCUUCACUUCUUCUCAAUCCUUCUCUCACUGCUUUCUUCACUCCACAUCUGCGGAGGCAGUGGCCAUGGGACUCUUGAAGCAGUUCGAAGGCAUGCAGCUCCCAGCUGCCUCAGAGCUGGAAUGGCUAGUUCCAGAGCACGAUGCCCCUCAGAAGCUCCUGCCCAUCCCUGACUCACUGCCCAUCUCACCAGAUGACGGGCAGCAUGCUGACAUCUACAAGCUGCGGAUUCGUGUUCGUGGAAACUUGGAGUGGGCCCCACCCCGGCCUCAGAUCAUUUUUAAUGUUCAUCCAGCUCCGACGAGGAAGAUCGCGGUGGCCAAGCAGAAUUACCGCUGCGCAGGGUGUGGCAUUCGGACCGACCCUGAUUAUAUCAAGCGGCUGCGGUACUGUGAGUACUUGGGCAAAUACUUCUGUCAGUGCUGCCAUGAAAAUGCCCAGAUGGUCAUCCCCAGCCGGGUUCUGCGCAAGUGGGACUUCAGCAAGUACUAUGUCAGCAACUUCUCCAAGGACCUUCUCAUUAAGAUCUGGAACGAUCCUCUUUUCAAUGUGCAGGACAUCAACAGUGCCCUCUAUAGGAAGGUCAAGCUGCUCAAUCAAGUCCGGCUGCUGCGGAUUCAGCUGUAUCACAUGAAGAACAUGUUCAAGACAUGCCGACUGGCCAAAGAGCUUCUGGAUUCCUUUGACACAGUUCCAGGCCACCUGACCGAGGAUCUUCACCUGUACUCACUGAAUGACUUGACUGCAACCAGGAAGGGGGAGUUGGGGCCCCGGCUUGCUGAGCUCACCAAGGCAGGGGCUGCCCACGUAGAGCGAUGCAUGCUCUGCCAAGCCAAGGGCUUCAUCUGUGAGUUCUGUCAGAAUGAGGAUGACAUUAUCUUUCCUUUUGAGCUCCAUAAGUGCCGGACCUGUGAAGAGUGUAAAGCGUGUUACCAUAAAGCUUGUUUCAAGUCUGGAAGCUGUCCCCGGUGUGAGCGGCUGCAGGCCCGGCGGGAACUGCUGGCCAAACAGAGCCUGGAGUCUUACAUGUCAGACUACGAGGAGGAACCCACGGAAGCCUUGGCCCUAGAGGCCACCGUCCUGGAGGCCACCUGAAGAAGGCGCAUUAAACCCUCUUUCCAGGGGCCAGGGUCACAUGUAAUGCAGAACUGAGCCACCCUUUCAAGGACUUUCCCCACUUGGGUUUUUUUUUUUUCCUUUAAUUCUUAUCAUUAUGAUUUUUUUUUUUUAAUGACUUGUCUAACGUCCAUGUAAAUCAACCUUUGUUAGGUUGGUGGGGUCCAAUCUGUUGUGACAAUUUGUAGGUACCGGGUAUUUCCAUCAGAACUGACAUAUGAGUCCUUAUGUGAAGCUUCUAGUGCCUCUGUCGGGAAUGGACGGUGAGACCUGAUUCUUCAGACAUCCGUGGCCUUCUCUACUUGGACCAGAUCUGGUUUCAGCUGCAUUUCAAGUAUCAUUUCCGGUUUUAUUUUGUUUUAGUUCUGGAGCUUCUGAGUCAGGCCUUUUGCAACCAACUGACUUCUCCUUUGCUGCUGAAAUAGGAGGAUGGAGUUUUCUCUCUCUGUCCUGGAAUGGAGUCAGACUGGGCCCUGAGGAGAAGCAGCAGAGAAUGGGACUGCAUCGUGGGCAUCCUGUCCAAUUUACAUAGGUCUUUGUGAGGCCGUGGAAAUAGCAUUGUUACCUGGAAUCCUCAGUGACCCUGAGGCCACCUUGACCUCCUUGUUUGAUACCGUCUAGGCAUUGAAGUGUCACAGACUGACUUUCUUUACCCCGGUGGGGUUGAAGCAAAGAAGCAUAACUGUUACUUAAGCCAGGCCCCUUCAUGGCCUUCCACCAGGCAGAAGCGAGGCUGCAGCUCUAUUGCUUCGAGAGCAUUUAUUCAGUCAGAGGAGCUGUUGGCUUCCUUUUACGUGAUAAGCUCUCUUUUAGUCAUCCUAGCUCUGGUGCAGAUAUGAUCUUUCAAGCUCAGGCAAGUCCCCGAUAUCACCCUAAGUUGCAGACAGAAACUCCAUCCACCGUCUUAGUUGUGGGUCUCUUGCCACUGUGUUCUCUGUUAGACGGUCAUUUUGGUUCUGAGUGAAGGUAUGGCCCCACUCCAUUCUCAUCCCCUCCCUGCAUCAGAGCUGGGACCCUCCUUGGUGGCUGAACUCUUGCCUUAGUUUCUUUUGUUAAAAUCAAGGUGGGGGCAGGGAGAUUUCUGCCAUUAGUGGGGUGAGAAAACUUGGCCAUUUGUGGGUGUGAGUGUGAGUGUGAAUGUUCUUAUUAUGCACUGAGUUCUGUAGUCUGGUGAUAUCCAUAUGUUCACUCAUUCUUUUCAUAUUACUAAUUUUAAACACACCUUUAACAUACCUUUUCUUAAAAUCUGCAUUUUGAUGGGACCGUGAAUAUGUCUGUGGUAUUCUUUACGUUGCCGUAGCCCCGACCCCCACCUAGAACGCCAGUCAGGGCUGCUGUUCUGAGGGCUGGUAGCUCUGUGAACAAGAGCCCACAGCACUUUUUCCCUGGGCCUGAUUUCUUGUAUACCUGUAUUUCCAUAAUUGGCUGCUGGUAGAAAAAACUUGGUUUGGAUGCUGCCCCAAGAAGCUGAACAGAAAGCAGCACACAGUCGGCGGAAGCUGAUGAGUGACUGAGCUGGAGAUAGCCAGGAGUCUCACAGGAAGUGGAAGGGGCUGUAGGGUAAUGACCAGAGCUUAGGCUUCACCUGGGCCAGAGGGAGCAGGGAACAAGUGACCCAUGGCAUUGGUCUCUCUUCCUCAGACUUAGGAUCAGGCCAGAAGACCCUGAGGCUCUUCUCCCUUUAAGUCAUAGAGAAGGCUCUGAGGCCAAGUUCUGUAGCCCAGCCCGGUUUUGAGGGGCUAACUAGGAGCUCCGUUGUCCUUCAAAGAGCUUUGGGAAUGGCCCCAUACUACUCAAGUCUUACUAAGGGUUAGGCCUCAGAUUCAAACUCAGGGGUUUGUUAAAGAAAAAGCUGAGCUCUGUGUCCAGUUUUGGUAUACAUUACAUAUCUAGCUCCUCAGUCUUAAGUCACUACACUGGAGGAGAGAGGCACUGUCAUUAUUAUCCCACCUGUUUUGUAUUAGCAGAGGACCAAAGGAUGGAAACCCUGACAGUUUCCAAAGUUGAGCUCAACGAUCUUACAGGCUCCUGGUUUUUCACUUAUUUUUCUCCACCUUCCCCAUUCCAUCUUCUUAGAUUGCAUAGCUGUUUUAGUGACCCUGACACUCUGCUGUCAUUAUUGUCCAAAUACCCAUUUAUUUAUUUAUUUGAGAGGAAAGAGAGAGAGGAGUAAGUAUGGGAUGCUUUGAAAGCACUUUGCAACUUACAGCAGUUUCUAAAAACCCCCAGCUGUUGUGGGGAAAAGUCUGAAUGCACUGAAGAGCAUUCCUUCUAAAUGAAAUGGGAGGGAAGAAGUUCUUUUUUAUAAAUAAAGGGAAAAAAGUUAUAAGUUGGCUUACAAGGUAGAGACAAGGUUCAAGACAUAGCAGAAGAGUGGAAGGCAGGUAUUUUCCACUUUAAUGAGGCUGUUAUUGACUUUCUCUGCCAAAGCUUUAGAGCUUCUGUUAAAUUAACAUAAAAGGAGCAAGAGUCUAAAUAGAGAUGUUCUGUUCAUGUACAACUUGUGUUCUGAACUGGAUUUCUACUCGCUGUAAUUCAUACACAGCCUAACAGUCUGUUGUCAUCUUCAAUAAACUAAGGAAAUGAAAUUCCUGCCUGUUAUUUUUCUGCUUUGAUUAUCAGGAAAUGGUAUUGAGUGUCUACUGUAAAGCAGGCAUGUUUGAAAAUUCAGAAGCUUCCUGAAUUCUGACGCAAAGAAAACUGGACCUUCCAAGUCAGGAAAAGUGGGUGUGAGAAUAUGUUGUCACUGACUUGCUGUGUGACCUUGAGCAGAUCACUUUGCUUCUCUGGAUUUCUGUUUCUUCAUGUAUCAAAGAUACGGGUGCUAGUCCUUACCAGUGCACAAGGUGUGCCCCCUACCCAUCCUUUUGAUGUGAAUAUCUUAUUUUAAAAUGAGGUAGGGGCACCUGGCUGGCUCAGUCAGUGGAGCGUGCGACUCUUGAUCUCAGGGUUGUGGGUUCAAGGUGCAGAAGGUACUUCAAAAUAACAAAUUUUAUUAAAAGAAAAUUAACAAUAAGUGAGGUAAAUCUUUCUCUGAUUCUCACUUCUGUGAACAACUUGCUCUGAGUUUCUCUCUUAUGUUCUUGGCCCACUGGAGCUCCAGCUUCCCCUUUGCAACUUUCUGAACAAUUCUGCUUUGACGUCCCUUGGCCAUCUCCCACUAAUGUGUCCAAACCCAACAUAAAUAUCGUAUUCCCCCUAAUCUAACCAAUAGUCACCCCAGCUUGAAAAUUUGGUUUUCUUCAACUCCUUCCUCUCCAAGUUAGCUAGCAUGUUUAGCUAACAAAGCAUUAUCUCCUUCCGACCACCUGUCAUCAAGUUCUGCUGAUUUUUCUCUUGAAAAUAAAUCUACCUUGUCCUUUCCUAUCAUUCGCACACAAAUUUAGGUUCUUAUCUUAUAUCUCAACCAUCUCUAGCCAUGCCAAUCUCUUCCUAUUUAAUCAUCUGUCAAACAUUUGGGUACCUGCUCUCUGCCAGUUUCUCUACUAGGCUCUAUGGCUAUUGCUGGGAGAAAAAUGGAGACACUUAAAUGAAUAUUGUAAUUAUAAGCUCCAAUAAGAGCUGUGAAGGAAACGAGUAGAUGCUACUACAUUAAAAAACAUCAUAAUUUAAAUUGGAGACAAGUAAGUCCCCUGAUGAGGCAGGGUAGGGAGAAAAGGAUUCCAGAUGGGGACUGUCAUAUGUGUUGGUGCUGACACAGGAGGAGUUUGGGCAAGGAACUGCAGGAAGAACCAAACUGCAAAUUUUAGCUUUUAUUCUUAGAACACUGGAAAGCCAUCGAAGAGUUCUAGUCAGAGAAGUGACUCAGCUGGUUAAAAUGUCAGUGUGUACUUUCCAGAGAAUAAAUAGAGUAAAGCAAGAGUAGAAGCAGUGGGAUCUUCUAGAGGGUUGGCUCUAGUGACUCAAGAGAGGAAUUAUGUUGAUUUGGACGAGGGUGUGGAAUAUUGUCAUCACUGUCCACUCAUUACCCCAGACCUCUGAAAACAAGACGCAUUCCAAAUGUUCUACAAUGACUUGGGCAUUUUAAAUCAGUGAAGGAAAGGCUGAGGAUCAAGAGAUUGGAAAGAUACUGGGAGAAAUGACACAACCCAUGAAAAUUAGCAACUAAGUGUCAGAAAGCACAGAGACCAGGACAACCCUAGGAACCUCCGCUGCAGGAUUUGCAAACCGCUUGAGCCUGGCUGCCAGUGAGGCAGGCCAAAGGGUAACAACUGUGCUGGGGACUCACUCCCAAAUAUUAGGACACAUCCAAAAGAAAGGGGAGUUAUGAGUUGGGGAGUCGUCCAUUGGGGCCUUGACUAUGUUAUCAAUCCCUGUAGCCCCAGGAGUGUGUACAUUUGCUCUAUCCUCUAAUGGUACAGAAUAGGCAUAGUUUUUAUAGCUUCUUGGUUAAAGUGAGGCCCAAGCUUGCUUCCGUUUUCCUAUAAACUUCUGGCUUAGAGUGUGGGGAAAAGGGAUCACUCUGCCCAUCCCAUCCUGCUGACUGCCCUGGUCAGCUACAGUCUUCUCCCAUAUUCAGUCUCCAGGAUAUCCAAAUGCUUGCUUAAAAUAUUAGGGAUAGCAGCUGCCAGAUGGCCUACGCUUACCCAUUGCAAGCUUGAUGUUUUCAGGAUCAAAGAUGAAUGUGAUUAACAAGGAAAGAGAAUCUGCUUAGCACUACUCCUUUAGGAGUAUGGCGAGCAUUAGGCUGUGUUACCCUUGCCGCCUUCUUUUCUGUGAACUACUUCUGGAGGCUUUGGAGGGACAUCAGAGAUUUAGUCAUUAAUUUUCCAUGGAUUCUGUCAUUUAUCCCAAUAUCAUGACCGUGUCUUCAUACCAGACAAGUGAGGUGAGGGUUAGUGGGUUAAAAUAAAUCUUGAGUGGUGGGAGGGUUCUUAGGUAGGUGGGAGUUUUAGGGAUCAGCCUUCUGAGAGGCUGCAGUAGGCCAGUAAGAUGCAAGACUGCGACCCAGCAGUGUAGCCCAGAUGACCUGGAAUCUUUUUUGGCCACUUUGUCACUGUAGGUACAUCCUGUCAUUUUUUCUCACUGCCCUGGGAAUAUCUCACUUGUUUUCCUUUUAAACAGUGAUGCUUGUAGUUCUCAACUUGCUUUAUCACCCUACUGGCCCAUGGCAGGAACAGAAGCUAGCCUCCCAGCUUCUCCCCCAAACCCCUGUUUCCACAGCCAGCCCCCAACGGCUUCAGCACUAGAAGUGGCAGGGGGGUGGGGGGACAAGCAAGUAGAAGGUUCUUUCUCUCCUUUCCCUCCUUACCUCCUAGCCUUUGCCACUUAAAAUCUGAGGAAAGAAAUUCAGCCUAGAUGCCAGCCAUAGGUCUCCCUGCGCCAUGGACUAAAAGAUUUGUAAUCUCUGACUUAACCAACCACUGGAAGCCCCACAACUACAGAUCUACCUAAAAGAAAGUCCUGACACAGAGAAAAGCAGGAAUGAGCCUACAGAGGAAAAGGGAAUGAAAGAGAGCUGCUUCUCUCUCUUUCUCUUUUGUUUGUUCAAUAGUUAGAUAAUUUCCAAUACAUUCACAUGCUUAAAGUAUACAAAAAAGUAUACAGUGAAAAGCCUCCUAUGUCUAGCCAUCCAUGUUGCCCAGUUUUUGCCUCACCCCCUUUAGUAGCCCCUCAUUAAUUUUCCAUCUAUUCUUAGAGAGUUUCUUUAUGGAAAAAUAAGCAAAUAAUAUAUUCUUUUUAUUCUGGGGAUCCUGGGUGGCUCAGUUAGUUAAGCAUCCGACUCUUGUUUUCGGCUCAGGUUAUGAUCUCAGGAUGCUGAGAUCAAGCCCCAUGUUGGGCUCUGUGCUCAGUGGGAAGUCUGCUUGAAGAUUCUCUCCCUCUGCCCCUCCCCCCCCAAUAAAUAAAUCUUUAAAAAAAACCCAAAUAUAUACUUUUUUUUUAAAAAAGUUUUAUUUAUUUGAGAGAAAGAGAGUGAGGGAGAGAGAACAUGAGUGGAGUUGGGGCGGGGGGAAGAAGGAGAGGGAGAAGCAGACUUCUGGCUGAGCAGGGAUCUAGGCUUGGGGCUCGAUCCUAGAACCCUGACAUCAUGGCCUGAGCUGAAGGCAGACAUUUAACUGACUGAGCCACCCCGGGGCCCCCAAAAUAUAUAAUCCUAAACCUUUACCCUUAAAAAAAAAUUGGCCUAUUAUAUAUAGAUUUAAAUACCUUGCUUUUUUAAAAACAGUAUCUUAAAUAAUUUUCUGUAUCAGUACAUGAAGAGUUUCCUUAUUUUUUCUUAUAGCGGCGCAUUUUCCAUUGUAUGAUUGGACAAUACUUGGUUCAACAGUUACCUAUUGAUGAGCACUUAAGUUGUUUCCUAUCUAUUGUUGUUACAAACAAUGCUGCAAUGAAAAAUCUGGUCGUACAUUAUUGUAUAUGGGUGCAGGUAUUUAUAGGAUAAAUUCUCCAAAGUGGAACAACUGGCACAAAAUACAGGUGCAUUUGUAAUUUUGGUAAAUAUUGUCAAAUUGAUCUCCAGAGUGGGGAUGAGGAGAUUGGAGCAGGGGAGAGGAUGGAAAACAUUACUGUGAGGUCACACUCCUUUGGCUAAAACUCACCACUAUUUCUGUCUACAAGAUAAAGUUUGGUUCCUGACCCUGGCACAUACAGGAUCUUCAUAACAUGGCCACACUUUAACUUCCUAACGUCACUUCCUGCCAUUCCUUGAACUACUCGCAAUUUCCCAACUAUGCCUUGAUCCUUCUUCCUUUGAAGAGCUAAUUCAGCUAUAUCCUGGUUUUCUCUGAUUUAUUCUCUACCCAUCCUCCAAGAGCCCUUAGCACUGUCUCUGGGCCUCUGUUAGAACACUUCUCACGCGGUCUUGUCAUUUAGCAUUUUCUCUAAAAGCACAACGGACAAGUGAAUGAACGGGAUGAAAGCAUGAAUGGCCAGGUGGCCAUCGGAAUGUAAGGAACUGGCUGUUCUACAUGGGAACAAGAAUGGCCAGAAGUACACUGUGGGACAAAGGACAGGAAUGUUCUGACUUUGCCUCCAACUACCACCCCUCUUAGCUCUCUUAUUUCUUUCCUUGGGACCAUAUCUUUGCGGUGGUUACUUUCCUAAAUCUUAAAGUGAUAAAAAUAUACUCAUAUCCCUUCUCUUCCCUCAGCUGCUUUGCAACUGUUCAUGUGUUGUUUUGUCCAGCAGCUAUUAUCAGGGAACGUAACAUUCCAACUGCCCUUUACUCACCGUAUUAUUAAACAGCCAGCCUUUCCUUGCCAGGGACUAAACUGGGAGACAGGAUGAUAUUUAGAUUCCCUAAAAACACCCUAGGGAUUUAAAAAUCUUCAAGUCUACACAGUAAGCUGAGAGAAUGAUAAAGCCACAUGAAAAACUACUGAAGCUGUUAAAAUGUCCAAACAUUUUCCACCUAGAGAUAGAAAAAUAGCUUAUAGUACAAAAAUCUUACUUGUUCUAAGAAGCAUAGUUUAUUGUUACAAAGUAGUUGUGGUUCACACAAAGUCAAAGCCUGACAGCCAGCAAGUUCUCAAGCUUCUCUUCUCAACAUUUAACUUAGACUUGAGAUCUGCAUAGGCUAAGUUCAAGAACACUGUUUAAAAGGUGGGGGGAACACCAGACCAGCAACCAACCAACCAACCAUCCAUCCAUCCAUCCAUCAUGCUGGAUGUGGAGCCUGCUGGAGACUCUAUCUCUUUCCCUCUGCCCUCACCACCCACCCCCAACCCCACUCACACUCUCUUUCUC